UUGUCAGAGGAAAGAGUAAGUCGAGUUGACAGAAGUGCACCAACUAGCAUACCAACACUUAAGACACCCAGUAAGUUAAUCGCUAACAGUAUUGAAGAAAAUGAAACAACGAAUGAAACAUGGGGUGUGCAUGAGAAAUGCGACGAAAAGCUGAAGAACGUCUGUGUGCAAACGACGGCGAGCGGCCAGUUCGCUCAGCAAACAGUAGGACCGGCUGGCAGAACGGCAGACGAACGACUCGAACGGAUGCCGAACGACAAUUCUACUUCAAGUGCAAUGGCUAGUUUCGAUGAAGGUGGACGGUGGACAGGAAAGAAUGUGCAAAAAAACCGUGAAAAACCUAUGAAAAUCAGUGGUGUUGGAUUCGCUUUAGAAAUUGGUGCCCGACUUUUUGCGCAGUUGGCAAAGCUUUGGGAAGUAGGUGUCUGCGAAUUGGGGAAAACCAUUGCUGCUCAAAAAAGCACUUUCGAUACAUGA
This is a messenger RNA of Strongylus vulgaris, 477 nucleotides long. Lineage: Eukaryota; Metazoa; Nematoda; Chromadorea; Rhabditida; Strongylidae. The record is from the annotation of a GenBank genome assembly.